AUGGCCACCGAACUCCCCACCAGUAGCACCAAUGGUGAUGCCUCCAAGAAGGGCGAUAACAGCUUCACUGUCAAGACUGGAUUGGCACGCAUGUUGAAGGGAGGUGUUAUUAUGGAUGUUGUCAAUGCCGAGCAAGCAAGAAUAGCUGAGGAGGCCGGAGCUGUAGCUGUCAUGGCUCUGGAACGUGUACCUGCAGAUAUCCGAGCUCAGGGAGGUGUGGCACGUAUGUCUGAUCCCAAGAUGAUCAAGGAGAUUAUGGCAACUGUUACUAUUCCGGUGAUGGCCAAGGCGAGAAUCGGUCACUUCGUUGAGUGCCAGAUCCUCGAAGCCAUUGGCGUAGACUACAUCGACGAGUCCGAAGUCCUCACACCAGCCGACCACGCCCACCACGUCGAGAAGCACCCGUUCUCCGUCCCCUUCGUCUGCGGCUGCCGCAACCUAGGAGAAGCCCUCCGCCGCAUCUCCGAAGGCGCCGCCAUGAUCCGCACAAAAGGCGAAGCUGGAACAGGAGAUGUCAUUGAGGCAGUCCGACACAUGCGCACUGUAACUGCUGAGAUCCAGCGCGCAGGCACCAUGUCCGAUGCCGAGUUGCGGAUACUAGCUAAGGAUAUCCAGGCGCCCUUCGAGCUGCUCAAGGAGACUGCUAAAUUAGGGAGAUUACCUGUUGUUAAUUUUGCGGCGGGUGGAAUUGCUACACCUGCUGAUGCGGCGCUCAUGAUGCAGUUGGGCUGUGAUGGUGUCUUUGUAGGAAGUGGAAUCUUCAAGUCGGGAGAUGCAGCGAAGAGAGCGAAGGCUAUUGUGCAGGCUGUUACGCAUUACAAUGAUGCGAAGGUUUUGGCGGAGGUUAGUGAGGAUCUUGGUGAGGCGAUGGUAGGAUUGAACUGUGGGACCAUGGAUGCGAAGGAUAAGAUGCAGGGUAGAGGAUGGUAG
Messenger RNA from Cadophora gregata, 930 nucleotides. RefSeq names its product Pyridoxal 5'-phosphate synthase subunit snz1 (gene SNZ1). Gene Ontology annotation, molecular function: amine-lyase activity. The record is from RefSeq and is a predicted model, not a curated record. The coding region runs from base 1 to 930 and encodes 309 amino acids. Gene Ontology annotation, biological process: pyridoxal 5'-phosphate biosynthetic process; pyridoxine biosynthetic process; amino acid metabolic process. NCBI's taxonomy places the organism in Eukaryota, Fungi, Ascomycota, Leotiomycetes, Helotiales, Ploettnerulaceae. The transcript is spliced from 3 exons.